Molecule: messenger RNA, 1806 nt
Organism: Aspergillus mulundensis
Lineage: Eukaryota; Fungi; Ascomycota; Eurotiomycetes; Eurotiales; Aspergillaceae
Exons: 7
Coding region: 1-1806 (601 amino acids)
Biological process (GO): transmembrane transport
Molecular function (GO): transmembrane transporter activity
Source: RefSeq, a predicted model, not a curated record
AUGGGUGUCCAAGACCACCACAGUGCAACUGAUUUAGUACCAUCCGAUACCGCUCCGGAAUUUCUCCACGGGCUUCAAUUAUGGGUUGUUGGCUUGGGGUUAUGUCUAGGUCUCUUCUUGCCGUCGUUAGAGGUCAGCAUCGUGAGCACCUCGCUUGUCACCAUCACCAAUGACUUCCGCGGCUUUGAUCAGAGCACCUGGGUCAUCACCUCGUACCUGCUCACCUAUACGGGGUUUCUCAUGAUCUGGUCCAAAUGCGGUGACAUCUUCGGCGUCAAAGCCUCUUUGCUGUGCUCGUUGGUUUUCUUCGUCGCCUUCAGCGGAGGAUGUGGGGCCGCGCAGAGCAUGAACCAGCUGAUUAUCUGCAGGGCCUUCCAAGGAGUUGGAGCUUCCGGUGUCUACACUUUGACUCUCUUUUCGCUUCUGCGCCUGGUGCCCCAGAAGAAAUAUGACCUUAUCGCCACCGUCGCCGCAGCCAAUAUGGCAUUGGGGCUAGUGCUGGGGCCUUUGAUCGGUGGAGCGAUCAAUAUAUCCGGCAGCUGGCGCUGGAUAUUCCUGCUCAAUCUUCCAGCUGGCGCCGUGUCCUGGACUCUGCUUCUCGUCGCAAUGCCAGGUGACUAUCCGUACCUUCGUUCUUCGCAAUCGUCACAAUCGGGAACAAGUGCAGUGCAAUCGAGACUGAGAUCGACCACGGACACAUUCCUCGCAAAGCAGAGAUUAUUCUUCCGCCAGGUCGAUUUCCUUGGCGCUUUCCUGAUCCUAGCUUUCUCGAUGUUCAUUAUCGCCGCAUUGCAAGAGGGAAACCUAAACUAUGCAUGGUCGUCAGCGCUCAUCGUCAGCUUCAUAGUCGUCUCGGGUGUUCUGUUGUUGGCGUUUCUUGCCUGGGAGUGGUUGGUCAGCCGGCGCCACAAAUGGAAGAUCCAGCCAAUGUUGCCGUGGCGAUUGACUCGAAACCGUGUCUUUCUAGGCGUGGCACUUGGUUUCCUCCUAACCGGUGCUCCAUUAACGAUCUGCGUCAUAGAGCUUCCCCAGCGCUACCAGACAGUCAAUGAGUCCUCACCCCUCGGCGCUGGCGUCAAACUCCUCGCCUAUGCACUCAGCCAGCCCGUCGGUAGCUUCAUCUGCUCGUCUUUGGCGGGUAGACUCAAAGUCCCCUUCGUAUACAUCAUCAUGGGUGGAGUCGUGCUCCAGAUUGUUGGCCUGUUUCUCCUCUCGACAAUCCCCACGACUAUCCACGUAUGGACAGGCCAGUUUGGAUAUGCCGUCCUUGCCGGGUUGGGUGUAGGCUUGGCAGUCACUGCCGUAUAUAUCAUGGUUCCUCUGGUUGUAGAUGAAGGUGAUCAGUCAAUUGCAUUGGGCACGGGACUGCAGUUGCGGAUGCUGGGCGGGGCGUUGGGCGUCGCCAUUGCAACGGCCAUCUUGAACGAUCAUCUGCAGAGUGCGCUUAGACAUGUAAUAUCUGGAGAGCAGCUGAGUGCUGUCCUGGAAUCGCCGCAGGCCAUCGGGUCGUUACGGCCGGAGGUACAAGUUCAGGUGAGGAGAAUCUUCGGCGAGGCGUACAAUUUGCAGAUGAAAGCCGCUGGAGGCUUUUCAGCAGGUCAGAUCUUGGCCGUCUUGCUUAUCUGGAAGAAGGAGCAGGUCGUUGAAGGAGCCAAAUGUUCCGUUGAGCAGAAGAAGGGAGUGAUGUUCUCGCAUUGGAUAGAUGCUUUCAACCAUCCAAAGUUGUACCGAAGUGUCAUGUGCUCUGAUAUGGUCGAUGCCCUAUCGGAAAACCCUCUUGCCGGGUUCAAGUCCCAGAACAGUUAA